Molecule: messenger RNA, 5731 nt
Organism: Scophthalmus maximus (turbot)
Lineage: Eukaryota; Metazoa; Chordata; Actinopteri; Pleuronectiformes; Scophthalmidae
Product: nesprin-1-like
Exons: 37
Coding region: 467-5731 (1754 amino acids)
Biological process (GO): nuclear migration
Cellular component (GO): meiotic nuclear membrane microtubule tethering complex; cytoplasm; nuclear outer membrane
Molecular function (GO): actin filament binding
Source: RefSeq, a predicted model, not a curated record
CAGCAGGCACGAGAAGAGACCUGGCACAUCAUUGGUCCCGAAGUCUCACAGAGAUGGAAGAGCCAUCCAUUCUGAUUGGACAGCAGGUGGCAGUGCAUGUGGAUGAAGGAAGCUGUCCUGUCCGCAGAAGUAAGAGGCUCAGGCGAGGGAGGGGACCUCCGAGAUGUUCAAUAACACCCACACAAACACACACACAUGCAUGCUCUCACACACACAAAACAGUAUGCACUUACAUCAUCAUUGGGAGGAGGAGCUUCGCCGAGUCUGAGGAUUGCAGACUGCUACUGCAAAAGGGAUGACUUGAGAGGGGAAGCACACCAGCAUGGGGAUGAUUCAGCCUUGACAUCCUGCAGCCAGUGUGAAGACAUAAAAACUACUGCAGCCCAGUCCGAGUCCUGAUCAGAGCAGGACUCGGAUUUGAUGCGCAGGAGUUGGGGCGAGACUUCGUUGACCGUAGGACAGCACGAUGGCAUCACCCCGGCACUACGGACACACUACUCGGGAUAUUGCCAAUGUGAUGCAGAGGCUGCAAGAUGAGCAGGAGGCAGUGCAGAAAAGGACAUUCACAAAGUGGAUCAAUUCCCAUUUGGCAAAGCAUGUCCCACCUUUGGUGGUGACAGACCUAUUUGAGGACAUCAAGGACGGUGUGAAGCUGCUGGCCCUGCUGGAAAUCCUGUCUGGACAGAAACUGCCAUGUGAGCAGGGUAAGAAGCUAAAGAGGAUCCACUGGGUCGCCAACAUCGGUACUGCUCUCAACUUCCUCGAGGGGAGGAAGUCGGCCUACAGAGGAUCUCCGAUCAAGCUAGUCAACAUCAACUCCACAGACAUUGUUGAUGGACGCCCAUCAAUCGUACUGGGGUUGUUGUGGACCAUCAUCCUCUAUUUCCAGAUUGAGGAGCUGACUAGUAGCCUGCCCGCGCUCCAGGCCGGCAGCACCUCCUCACUGGACAGCUCCACCAGCAGCACCGAGGCCACCAGCCCACCUGUAAAAAGGAAACCCGUCCCACCUCCGGGCGGAGCCAGAAAGGCACUGCUGAGAUGGGUUCAGCAGACAGCCACCAAACGCUUGGGGCUUGAGGUGAAGGACUUCGGCCCCAGCUGGCGCACAGGUUUAGCGUUCUUUGCAGUUAUCCAUUCCCUCCGGCCCAAACUGGUUGACAUGGAGCGUGUAUUGAGGAGGCCCAACCGUGAAAACCUGCAGGAAGCCUUUUUACUGGCUGAGACUGAGUUAGGCAUUCCACAGCUUCUUGACCCAGAAGAUGUCGAUGUAGACAAGCCGGAUGAGAAAUCCAUUAUGACAUACGUAGCCCAGUUUCUGAAGCAUCACCCUGACCGAAAGCAGAGCGACUCAGACGAACAGCCAGAAGAAGAGAGAGAGCAGCGAAAGAGCCUGAGGGAGCUCAAAAUGUGGCUCGACCAGCUGGAGAGAGAUGCGGUACAGACCCAGGGGACUGGGGGCAAUCUCGCUCAACAGUACCAGUCGUUCAAGAGUCUACGUGUCCAGUUGGAGAUGAGGAGGAAGCAGGUAGAGGGAUCGUUACAGUCCACGCAGAGAGACGGGAUUCUGACUGUGGAUCAGGCGCUGGUCAAACAAGCCUGGGAAAGGGUCUCCAACAGACUCCUGGACUGGCAUCUGCAGCUGGACAGGUCUCUCCCCGCUCCUCUCGACAUGGUGGGGGCGUGGCUGCACGAGGCUGAAGGUGCCCUGCGCCAAGAGAUCGUCGUCCAGCAAGCGCACGACGUGACAGAUACGACUGUCCACAGAGCCCUGGAGCAGCAUAAGGAUGUGUUGAAGAGCCUGGAAAGUCACCAGCAGGUCCUUCAGAGGAUCCAUAAGGACAGAAGUGUCGAUGGAGUCCCUGUUCCCCCAGACCAACUUCAAGACAUGGCCGAGAGGAUGAACUUUAUCUCUACAUCCUCUAGCAUCCACCUUGCCAAGAUGGAAUUCCUGGAGAACAAACACCACAUGCAGGCCUUCCUCUCCCUAGCUGAGACAAAGCUCAAAUCCUGGAUCAUCAAAUAUGGCCGACAAGAGUCUGUGGAACUGAUGCUGCACAACUAUGUCUCAUUUGUGGAGAAGCAACACUUCUUUGAAAAUUACGAGUCAUUCUUCCAGUCCCUGAAACACUCUGCUGAGGCCUACGUCAAAGCUGACAGCUCAGUGGAUGAGGGUGAGGUGGGGGUGCGCAGGUUCAUGCGGGAGGUGGUGACUCAGUGGAGGAGUCUGUCGAUGGAACUGCGCAGUGUGAGGAGCAUGCUGGAGGAGGUGCUGUCCAACUGGGAGAGGUACAGCUCCACCGUGGCCUCCCUACAGGCCUGGCUGGAGGAUGCAGAGGAAGCCCUGAGUCAGCCAGAAAACACUAAAAGGGAGUUUUUCAGGAAUCUCAGCCACUGGAUGGAUCAGCAUUCAACCAUGAACGACUCCGGGAAUUUCCUCAUUGAAACGUGUGAUGAGACUGUGUCCCUUGAUCUCAAGCGGCAGCUACUUCUUUUGAAUGGACGGUGGAGAGACCUCAUCCUCAAAGUCAAACAAUAUGCUCGAGUAGAUGAGUUGGAGAAGUGGAGAAAAGACCACAUGAAGGCUGCGUUGGCCCUGAAAGAGCUGCUGGACUCAGCAGAGGCCAAGCUCAAUGCUCCAAUUCAAGUGUCUUUCCUUAAUGUGAGAGGCUUUCUACAGGAUGUGGAGAAUACCAAGCAAAAGGUUGUCGCCAUGGAGACGCAAUACAAGUUGGCAGCUCGCAGUGCUCAGCUUCUUGCCAAAGAUGCAUCACAGGAUGAGGCUGCCAGGUUCAUGGCAACGAUGACAACAGCCAAAAGUCAGCUGAGUAAAGUGAGAGAGCGUUGUCCCUCCCUGGUGAGGGAGUGCCACAUCCUGCUGCCACUGUUGGAGGAGAUGGAGAAACACAUCACGGCUUUUUACCAAGCCCUGGAGCGGGCCAGUCGCAUCACCUCUGCUUCAAGAGACCCAGACUCACAGGCCCAGGCCCAGCACAAACAAAAGUGGCAGGAUUUAUUAAACCAGCAGCAAAGCUGUAAACGAUGUCUAGCAGUGAUUGAGAGGAAUCACCACACCCUGCAGAGGACGCUUUGCACCAGCAAGGUGCUCCGAAACUUUGACCUGUCACUGCUGCAAAAGAGAGUAGCUGAAAUACAGAGCUCAGCACAGGCUUUGUUGAAGGAGGUUGGGGACUGGAGGAGGCAGGAGGAGGCCAACAAUUGCCUGAGGAGAAGGUUCGAGGAAUCACGACAAGAACUGGAAAGGGUGCUGAAGAAAGCUCAGGGCUGCUUGAGAGAGACCGGAGAUGCAGAGGAACUACUGAAGAAACAUACUGAGUUUUUUGGCCAACUGGACCAGCGGGUGCUGAGCGUGUUCUUGAAGGCGUGUGAUGAGCUGACUGACAUCCUACCGCAGGAGGAACAAGAGGGGCUUCAAGAGACAGUCCGCAGGCUGCACAAACACUGGAAGGACAUCCAGGGCGCGGUGCCAUCUCACCUUCUCCGUGUCAAGGUGGAGGUGGAGCAAAGUCGCGUGGCUGUGGUCCUACAAGACUGCAGAGCGGAGCUGGACAGAGAAAUGCAAGCCCUGUCUGGCACCUGUACCAGUGAGCGAGUGAUAAAAGAACACAGAACUUUCUUCAGGGAACGCAAACCUCUGACUUUGUGUGAGAAGAGGAUUAGGAACAUGGAGGAUCUGUGUCAUACGUUGCCUGACAACGACCUGGCGUAUCGAACACUAGACUCCACCAGAAGGGCUGUAGAAGAGGUUGCAGAGCAAAUCAAAAGCACCCACCUCAAACUGGAGCAGCACCCUGACAAAUGGAAAGAGUGGAAUGAAAGGUUCUGCGAAUUGUCUGAUUGGCUCUCAUCUCAGAGGAGGCAGGUGAGGCUCCUGAGAGACACGGCAAGAAAUUCCAGCCAUCAGGAGCAAGUGGAUGCUGCUGUUCAGGCACUGCAGGAAGCAGUAGAUGCCCGAGAGGAGAGCUUAUUGUGGCUCAAAAGCCUCCUUACCGAGCUGUCUGAGGUUAGCUCCGAACUGGAGGUUCAGAGACAACGAACGGCCCUGGCCAAACUCUCAACUGACCUUCGGGCACUCUUCUCGUCACUCCGUCAGUGGGAUGAAGAGGGCUCUGCCAUGUUCGAGUACGAGGAGCUGAGGGAGGAGGUGCGUGGUGCUCUCGAGGAGGUUCUGAGAGCGCGGAGGGAGGCAGAGGAGCAGACCAGCAAGAUCCUUGAUGCCGAGGAUCUGGAGGUGGCCAACCAACUUUACCAUAUUCACCAGCAACACCUGAGGCGCCUGCACGCUAACAGGAGAGAGGCCGAGCUUCUGGUGUCCCACUGCCGCCAGCUGCAGAAAGGGGAGGCACUCAGUCCUUCUCUACGGGAACUGGAGGGAGCUUUCACAGAGGUCGACCGCAAAUCGGGGGCCAAAGAGCACAACCUGCAGGCCACUCUGAGCUCCUGGCAGAAUUUUGAAGCAGAGAGACAAAUGGUUUGGAGGUUUGUCAGCAAUACCAACAAUGAACUACACAGAGACCUUAUUUUCAACAGUUUGGACAGCCUGAGAACUGAACUGGAGCGCAAUAAGGAGCUCUUCACCAGGCUUGACGAAUGUUGCGUGACAGCAGAUCUGCUCCUAGAGAAGGCAGCAGAUAUUCAGCUUGGUCCAAAGAAUCAGACUCUUCUUCUACAGCAGGCCCAGUCCACCAGAGAAUCAGUCACUCAACUGCAAGACCACCUCAACAAGAACGUUGUCCAGCUGGAUAAGAUGUGUGUGUGGUGGGAACACUUCAGCAGUGAAUCAGAGACUCUUUCCUCUUGGAUCUAUGAGAAAGAGAAGGAGCUUGAGGCCAUCAAUGCAGCCUCCUCCUUGGAUCCUUUAGACAAAAACAUCAGUACAGUGGAGGAGGUGGGGAAGGGUUUAGAGGAGAGAAGGGCAGCCCUGGCUCACAUGGAGGAAGACUGUGAGGCCCUGUCGGGGUUUGUGACCCCCGGAGAGGCUGGAUGUAUCCGGGCACAACUUUCCCAGAUGAGGCGUUACUGGGAGGAGCUGAAGGGGAGAGUAGAGCAGCUGGGAGGACAACUCAACCAGAGUGUCUGCUACAGGCAGAGAUACAAUGAUAACCGUGAACAGGUCAAGAAAACAAUGUGUGAUAUUAGAGAGAAGCUUGACUGUCCGAUCACGUGCUGUUCAUCAUCUGAGACCUACAAAAUCCUCCAGAAUCACAUGGAUGUCUGCCAGGCCGCUGAGCAGCUGAAGCCCCGGCUGAUGGCUCUAUGUUCGGCCAUGAAGAGGCUCGGAGAGGGCAGCCAGCCGGAGGAAGAGGUGGCUGACCUCCAGAAGCAACGCGGACAGUUCCUGGAAAAGGCUGCAGAAAAGCAAGCUUUGUUAGAGAGUCUUCUUGCUCUGUGGCAAAGAUUUGAAAAGGAGAAUUCGUCCAUGAAAAACUGGUUGGACAGGUGUGAGUGUGUUUGUUGUCCUGACACCGACCUGCUCUCUGCCGACAAAGUGAAGAUUAGGAAUGAACUACAAAUUGUGCAGGAAAUGCAGGGAGAGACGCAGUCCUAUGAGAUUCUUCUCCAGGGUCUUGGGAAUCUUGCAGUGUGUCUGUAUCCCACGGCACCUAAAGCUCUUGUCCAGGCGCUCAGCGAUGAUCUCACUCAGCUACAGGACAGAUCUGCUUCUGUGAAGAACAGCAUAUCACACAGGCAAUUGUGCUUUUAUACAUCAUGA